AGCUGAACCGGAAAUGCUUUUCCUUGUGUGACCUUUCCACUAGUGCUGAGCUAGCACAGUGGUACCUUGAGACAGAUUAGUGUAAUGUGGUGAGGGUCUGUAUUUUAGCACUGAAUCGGAUAGCCGUAUCUGCAGUUUGAUUGACGGAGCAGUGAACUUGACCGGCCACAACCAUGAGUACUAUGUUUGCGGACACAAUCCUCAUCGUUUUCAUCUCUGUGUGCACGGCGCUGUUAGCCGAAGGUAUUACAUGGGUUUUAGUGUAUCGGACCGAAAAGUACAAGAGACUAAAGGCUGAGGUAGAAAAACAAAGCAAAAAACUUGAAAAGAAAAAGGAAACCAUCACAGAAUCUGCAGGACGUCAACAAAAGAAGAAGAUUGAGAGACAAGAAGAGAAACUGAAGAACAACAACAGAGACCUGUCUAUGGUACGCAUGAAGUCCAUGUUUGCCAUAGGCUUCUGCUUUACAGCACUGAUGGGCAUGUUCAACUCCAUUUUUGAUGGAAGGGUUGUAGCCAAAUUGCCAUUUGUCCCCCUGUCCUACAUCCAAGGACUGUCACAUCGUAACCUACUGGGCGAGGAUUACACAGACUGCUCCUUUAUCUUCCUCUACAUCCUUUGCACCAUGUCCAUCAGACAGAACAUUCAGAAGAUGCUGGGUCUUGCUCCCUCCAGAGCUGCAACAAAGCAAGCUGGAGGCUUUCUGGGACCCCCUCCCCAAGCGGCCAGGUUUUCCUAAUCACCUCAGACAGUUUCAGCAGUGCUGCUCAUUGACUGUGACUGUGUGACCGGAGGUGGUGGCUCCCUCAUCAGAGCACAGAGCAGCUCAGGCCACACUGGGAUUGCAUUACCUGUUGCAGCUACGGAAUCACUACCUGCACACUUCAGUUUGUUUCCUCAUUCUUGUGGUGUUUCAUUUUAAAAUAUGUUCCCUUAGAAAAUAAUUUAAUUGUUGUGAUUUAUAAAGGACAAUAAUGUGUCCACCUUGUAUGCAGCACAUGCCAUACAUUGUUUUGGAACUUGGCUAUAAAUUGGCAAAGUCACCUUUUUAAUGAAGUCAUCAGUAUUGUUGUAAGUCAUUCUCUGUGUCCUCAUUUGUUACAGAUUAAAAACGUUUUAUCAUUAAA
This is a messenger RNA of Myripristis murdjan (pinecone soldierfish), 1128 nucleotides long. RefSeq names its product transmembrane and coiled-coil domains 1 (gene tmco1). The record is from RefSeq and is a predicted model, not a curated record. Gene Ontology annotation, cellular component: endoplasmic reticulum membrane; cytoplasm; endoplasmic reticulum. Bases 174 to 740 code for a protein of 188 amino acids. NCBI's taxonomy places the organism in Eukaryota, Metazoa, Chordata, Actinopteri, Holocentriformes, Holocentridae. Gene Ontology annotation, molecular function: calcium channel activity. Gene Ontology annotation, biological process: endoplasmic reticulum calcium ion homeostasis. The transcript is spliced from 7 exons.